AUGAAGAGUGUUUAUUUUAUUCUCUUUUUUCAUAUCUUAUUGAUGUACUGUUAUUUUUGUGACAAUAUGAAUGAGAAGAAAGAAGAAAAGACUAAUAUGAGGAAUAACAGUUUAAGCAGAGUAACUAUAGAAAUACUUCCUUCUGAUGAAGAUAAUGAUGUUUAUGAUAUAAAUGAUUCAUUAUUAGAUGAACUUAUAGGUAUAAAUAAUAUAUAA
Messenger RNA from Plasmodium adleri (nom. inval.), 216 nucleotides. RefSeq names its product conserved Plasmodium protein, unknown function. Bases 1 to 216 code for a protein of 71 amino acids. Lineage: Eukaryota; Apicomplexa; Aconoidasida; Haemosporida; Plasmodiidae. The transcript has a single exon. The record is from RefSeq and is a predicted model, not a curated record.